UGUGAACCUGUCCGCCUCUUUCUACACCACAAUUCCCUCUGAAUCCGAGCUUUUGCGAUUUGGCCGGUAGAAUCAUUUUCAUGCAUCAACACAAACACUUCAGAUUCUUCAAAGGUGUGCCGACACGGGUGCGUCGCGUCAGCGGUCGCGGGUCUUCUGGCGAAAACCAACCUCCGUGAUUUUGACCACCCACGCAGGCAUUGGACCAGCCACACACUAAUUACAACAAUCCUUCAUCCUGACCAGCCUUUUUGCACAGCUGUUAGCAUUUGCGCACCGAAGAUCCUGACGCCGACCAACCUGCGCUGCGAGGCGCUUUUAGCAAGUUGUUCAACGAUCUUCCCACUCCUACUCCUCCAAACCCGACGAUCGAAGUGCCUCAGUCCGGUUCCUCUCAUCUUGACGACCUUUACGAGUAUUACGACCCUGAACGAGAACCCCUACCCCAACGCCAGCAACACAUAUCUACACCUGUAUCCCAAAGACCACCACAAUCCUCACCUUCUAGUGUCCGCUCACUGAGAAGAACCCCGAGACUGCAAGAGCGCAGAAGUGAACAAGCAGAACGCGCAGCAUCCCCUCCUGCUCCGCCGCAGCCAGACGCUCGUCGUGUUACACAAUUGAGCGGCUUCGACGAGUCGGAGUCUACCAGUCCUCAGGACUUUCAGCGGUUGGUAGAGGACGAGUCAUACUGGCCUAGAAGAACAAUUCGAGUCUCUAGACAUACUCACGACGCAAUCCUUUUUGCCUUGGAAGCCAUAAGAAAGGGAAGUGGCGUCAAUGCACAGCCAUUGACUCCAGAUCUGCUCGAAGAACAGGCUCGAAUGUCAGAUCUGGUAAGGGGCAAUCCGCCCGGUGCCACUGCAAGAAUACAGAAUGGGGGAGCACCACGAACGGCUGCAGCCGCCGGCACCGGGCCCACCGCAACGGAACCACCUCGAUACCGGACACCUACUGAUGUUAUGCGGGAAAGAAGGCUACGGGAAGCUCGCAGAGCUGAAGAGGCGGCCGCCAGGCAAGUUCAAGAGGAACAGAGAAGGAUGCAACAGGGAGAACAGGUUGUUGGCGUUGGGGAAGAACAGACACCACGACCCACUGCGAGAAUAUCAACGGCCAGAACGCAGCCAACACAUACCUAUCACAUACGCGGUCAAUCUGCGCAAAUGCCAGUUGGCUCUGAUCGGCGGCAAGAGAACAUUGCUCCAACUCAGGCUGGUCCGUCAAGGACGGGUCAUAUCCAUACCCAAAGUGGUGGAACAGACCCUCGACUUUCGGCAAGCACGCAACGGAAUCGCACAGAAGCAUACGAGCAAUUGAACAUCCCCGCGACUGCGAGACCAGCAGUACCUGAACAGGCGCCGCGAGCCACACAGCCGCAGCAGCAACCGCCAUCAACAAGACCUCAACCUCCACAGCCAGUACUGCAAGCAGGGACACAACUAGGACCGCAGUCAAGUACGCAAGCGUCUGGUGUGGCGGCUCGUAGCCGUUUCCCUAAUGCAUUCGAACGAUGGGAGGAUCUCUCGGCACACUGGGAGGGCAUUGUGUCAUCAUUCAUCCAUCGUAUGCAAAACAAUGCUGAUGAGCUGGCUGGCAAACCAUUAGAGAAACAGAUGGCUCGGCAAAUUGAUGACUUGUCUGCUGCAGGAGCUAAUUUGUUCCACGCAGUGGUAGAAUUGCAACGUCUGAGAGCGUCCUCGGAGCGAAAAUUCCAACGCUGGUUCUUCGAAACUCGGCAGGAGCAGGAACAAGCUCAAGAGCGGCAGGCGGAGUUGGAACGGCAGCUUCGCGCCGAACGGGAAGCUCGGACCGUAAGCUCCACGUCCAUUGAAGCGGUCCGUGCAGACAAGAAUCGAGCCGAAGAACUUGUCAAAGAAAUGCGUCGAGAGCUGCAGAUUAGCAAAGAAGAGGCUCGACGAGCCUGGGAAGAGUUGGGUCGAAGAGAACAGGAGGAGCGCGAGAGAACCAUUGCAUUGAGAAGUGGUGAGCCCACACUCAUAGGAGGCGUUCAGGUCGUUCCCAUGCAAGGACUAUCCAGUCGACAAAUCAGCUCAGCUCAUCGGCCACAAACAAGGGAGGGGCCUACUGGUAGUGCUGGUCCCACAAUGUUGUCCGGUCAACAGCCCUCUGCCACGCAACGGCCGCGGUCUCAGAGUCAGACAACUGGAACUUCCUUGGACUCUCCUGGUGAAGAAACCAGACAAUUCAACUACCAACCCGACACAGGAGGUUCCCCUACCGUGACCGACCCGUUCACGGAAUCCUCUCGUCAGCGUGAAGCAACACAGGCAGGCCGUGAACCUGAGACACAAUUCUACACUACCCCACCUCGGCCGACGAUACCUCAGACAAGCGCUGCUGCAAUUGCUGCUAGUCGUGCUGCCACAAGUGCGGCUCAGGAUCUGCGUUACCAUCAGAGCCCGACGACAACCAACUCUCAAAUGUCUGGUGCCUUGCCUGCACCAACACGUCAAGGCACAGGCGGCACAGAGCAAUCGUUCAUUGCGUCCACCGUGUCAGGGGCGUCAGAAGAAGAGUAUCACAUUAAUCCUGACGGUAGUUAUACACGGGAUGCACAGGGCCGCCGUAUACCCUACCGUCAGCCUAUUGGUCCAUCAGGUCUUCGAGCCGAAGUGAGCGAUGACGAAGGCGAAGAAGGCGACUAUUCCGACGAGGAUGAUGACGAUCACACCGCCGACAUUGAGCGUGAGAGGAUGUAUGCAGCACAAUACCGUCCACAGCAAGCUCAGCAACAACAGGGUCAAAUUCCCCGAACAACAUCCGGCCCCUUACCGGCUAUCCCACAAGGCCGCAUACCGGAGUAUGAGGGCGAAGGGUACGAAACUGAGCCACCUCCAAUCGUUGCACAAGCUCAAACAGGAUGGGAAAACCUCCAGGCAACUAGACAUCGACAUCCAACUAGGUUGAGCGAUAUCAUCGAAGAGACAACUCAGCGCACGAGUCCUAGCAGGACGAGCUACGCUUCCGGUACCGGCCCUCUGCCUGGCCAGGGCGAGGGUGGCAGUGGUGCUGGGAACCUGCCUUCACGACGGUAACAAUUGGGGUUUCCUACAAGAUCUGCACCAUCAGCCGAAGAACAUCUCUUUCUUCAACCAUGUAGUAUCUUGGCGAAACUCGCUCGUCAAAGAUGCCAUUUUUGGAGCGUUGUCCUGAUCGCGACAUCAUAAAGGCCAGACAGACAUCAUCUACCUCUUGCUGAAUGCAACGAUCUCUUCAUCACGUCCUGUUUAACCCUGGAAUCAUCCUCGUCUGUCCUCCGACAAAGGGGGGAACUUUCAGCGCGCAUCGAAUCGCUGGAUGGCGGAAAACCGUAACCAACCAAUCCCCUCCUUCUUGCUGUCUUUUCACAAGCAACGAACGAGUUUAUUGGCACUCCGAGCCCAUCCCAAUUCCACCUAUCCGUUUGUACAAAUCUCUGACUGUGCGCCCCACAACAAAAUGCGACAGUCGACGUCAAGUCGCGAUGCAUAUUCAUGUCCAUGGCACCAAAAGAACACCGUGAACCAUCGUGAUCUCAAGUUGCCGAGGUUCACAAUCUCUAUUUUCCAAUUCAAGUCUUGUCGGUCUAUCCGGGGGUUAGUUGUGUGUGAGUGUAUGACAGGUUGAACAUAGCAAGCGACGGCGUAAAAGUUGCGGAACUGCGAGGCCUGCUUUCGAGACAAAAAACCUUGCAUAUGGUGCUUUUGUCCCUCUAAUUUUCCCUUUUGUCUACAGAACCUGAAAAAUAGGCGGACACAGGCUGAGGAGGGAAAAGGCUGCAGGUGUAGCAUUUUCUUUUUUCUUUUUUGCUUCUAGGAUACUGUGUGAAUUGAUCAAUACC
Exophiala oligosperma is the source of this 3841-nucleotide messenger RNA. RefSeq lists its product as uncharacterized. The coding region runs from base 825 to 3056 and encodes 743 amino acids. NCBI's taxonomy places the organism in Eukaryota, Fungi, Ascomycota, Eurotiomycetes, Chaetothyriales, Herpotrichiellaceae. The record is from RefSeq and is a predicted model, not a curated record. The transcript has 2 exons.